CUUUUGUCGAUCAACUGUAUUGUUGCUGCACAAAGGGUGCAUUUACAGAUUAUUGUUUUGAAUAAGUAAGUUUACGUUCGCCUCGGGAACAUAGAUAACGUUAUUCUGCACGGAGUAGUGUCGGUGGAGGCCAAGAUGAUUGAGGUGGUGGCCUCUAUGGCCCGAGGCCCUGUUUUCCUGGCCGGGGAGCUCAUGGAGUGUCUGAUAACUUUCACCAACCCCAUGUCUCACCUGUCCACCUCUGCCAGCAGUGAGAUGCUGGCGUGGGCCAGUGCGCAGAUACACUGCCAGUUUCAUGCCAGUGAGAGCAGAGUGGCUCUGCCGGCUCAGGGCAACAAGCAGGAUGUCCAGGCUGAGAGUGACACUGUGCUUAUUCCUAGUAGAGGAGAGCGAGGACAGUGUGUGCUGGACACACCACCCAAGAUACUAUUCUGUGACCUGCGCCUGGAUCCCGGAGAGAGCAAAACCUAUUCAUACAGUGAGCUCGUACCCGUAGACGGCCCUCCUAGUUUCCGCGGUCAGGCGGUGAAGUAUGUCUACAAACUGACCAUCGGCUGCCAGAGGGUCAACUCUCCUAUCAAACUUCUCAGAGUUCCCUUCAGAGUGCUGGUUCUGCAGGGCAUGCCAGAACCUCCAUUUCCACAGGAUGAGGAGGUUUCCCCCUCUAACCCGUUCCUGGAGGAAGAGGAAGCGAGCCGCAGGGAUGCUCGGCCUUUGGAGAGAGCACUGGACAUGUUGAUGAUCACCACAUCAAGGCGCUGCCCACACAUGUUUAAUAUCACUAACAUGCGAGGGAAAGUGGCAAAGUUCUGCAUCUUCAAGACUGUUUACAGACUCGGAGAGGACAUCGUCGGCACAUUCAACUUCUCAGAGGGCGACAUUCCCUGCUUACAGUAUUCAGUGAGCCUCCAGAGCGAGGAGGAGAUCCAGCAGCAUUACCAGCGGCGUCCCGGCCAGGCUGUCAGCGUCACCGGACACGGACGGCACAUGGAGUCGUGCCUCCACACGGCCUCCAGCCACUUCUCCCUCCCCAUCCCCCUCAACGUCACACCAGGCUUCAGCACAGACAUAGUGGCUCUGAGGUGGCGCAUGCACUUUGAAUUUGUCACGGCUCGGGAACCUAUGGAACCGCCCACGGUCCACCAGAACCAGUCGGAGGUGACGGUUUGGUCCGGAGCGGAGCAUGUCGACGUGGAUACCUUCAGCUGGGAUCUUCCUAUCAAGGUCCUCCCUACCAACCCGGCCCUGGCAUCCUAUGUGUCCCAGUUCACAGGGACCAACAGCAUUAAUAUUUGACUGCUGCAUGUGUGAGACUGUAUGACGACGUGAGAACAUAAGACAUUAAAAAUUAUGUUUUUGAGCUUAUUAACAGAUGUUGGACAGAUGAUAGUGUGUGUGAGAGAGAGAGAGAGAGUGUGUGUGUGAGAGAGAGUGUGUGUGUGUGUGUUUUUCCAAAAAAGAGCUUUUAUUUUGUUUCCUUUGUGCAGAACUGAACUGAUGGAUGAUGCAUAUGUGAAAUAAUGCUACCUAUUUUUUGGCAUUAUUUUCAUGUGCAUUUUGCUGUGCAUCCUAACUUAACACAUCUUCCUUUUUGGAGGACCAACACAUGUGUGAAGUGCAGCUAUCUCCGUGACUGUUGUGCAUUUCUGUAUAUAUGUAAUUUCUUUUUUUACUUGUUUAUUCAACAGCCCACGGGCACACUUGUCCUUUCUCAUGUUAUAAAACAAAAUCCUUUAACUGUUUAACUGUCUUACUUUUAGUUUGAGCAAAGGCUGUAUUGAGA
Molecule: messenger RNA, 1783 nt
Organism: Scomber japonicus (chub mackerel)
Lineage: Eukaryota; Metazoa; Chordata; Actinopteri; Scombriformes; Scombridae
Gene: rgp1
Product: GP1 homolog, RAB6A GEF complex partner 1
Exons: 9
Coding region: 136-1296 (386 amino acids)
Biological process (GO): retrograde transport, endosome to Golgi
Cellular component (GO): Ric1-Rgp1 guanyl-nucleotide exchange factor complex; Golgi membrane
Source: RefSeq, a predicted model, not a curated record